CUGCUGAACUAUUUUUGGUAUUUUAAAAGACCUGAGUUAGUCAAGAUAAUAGUUUUAACUGAAGUUAAAGUGCUGUCCAAUUUUGAAUUGUGAAAUCAAAUUCUAUCUGAGAUUAAUACCAACUGCCGUUACGGUCAUUUCGGUAAUAUACCGUGCAUUGACACCAUGGGGGAAUCGCAUACUGUUGAUUUGGAAAACGUUUUGGCAGCCGAUUUACCUCUUGCUGUUUCGAACCUUAACGAUAUCAAAACAAUAGUGACACAAGUUAACCAAAUGGUUCGAAACAUAAUUGACCGUGUAAAAAACAAAGAACUUCCCACAGCUCAGGGAAUGAGUUUUUUAGACGUAAAAAAUCAGCUUUUGCUGAAAUAUUUAAUGAAUUUAAACUGUGUCCUAUUAAAAAAGGUUACUGGAGAAUCCAUCAAAGGCGGCAAUUCAAUUGAUAGACUUGUAGAAAUAAGAACUAUGCUAGAACGCAUGAGGCCUGUGGAACAUAAAUUGCGAUACCAAAUUGAAAAACUGCUCAAGAUAGCUACCACAGGAAAGUUUGAGAGUAGUGAUCCCCUUCAAUUUAAAGCUAACCCGGACAAUCUGAUUAGCAAGGUUGGAAAUGAUGAUUCAUCAGAUGAUGACCAGAAGGAAAAGAAAUCAGGAGUGUAUAUCCCACCAAAAUUAGUUCCAAUGAAAUAUGAUGGGGAUGAAACUAUUGAUCAGCGUUCGUCUAAAAUCGCUGAAAAAGUACGACGCCAUGCAUUGAGCUCGAGCGCAUUGCAAGGUCUGAAAGAGGAGUUCAUGGAUACGCCAUUGGAGGUUGUAGAAUCAACGGCCAACGCAAGCAAGAUGAGUGUUGCACGUGAACGCCAAGAACGUCAAGAGUAUGAGGAGACGUAUUUCACCCGUUUACCUUUUACUCGCCAAGAAAGACAUAGUACACGGCAGCAAUAUUCAUCUAAAGCACUUGCUAGUGAAUUAGCAGGUAUGGGCACGCUUCCAGAAAAAAAACGUAAAAGUCAAGGAGGAAAGAAGAAAGGAGGAUUUAAGAAAAGGCGAAAGAAUUGAACUAUGUUUCCAUUGUCGGUUUUGUAUUACACCACGCAAUACGAUUAGGUUGAAUUAGUAAAUUCUUCUUGGACACGAUGGUACAUACUAAGGGCAUGUAAACUUGUCCAAAGAAAACCGAAUAAAUCUUCAUUGAAAACAA
This is a messenger RNA of Daphnia carinata, 1201 nucleotides long. Its product is annotated as neuroguidin-like. The coding region runs from base 166 to 1059 and encodes 297 amino acids. NCBI's taxonomy places the organism in Eukaryota, Metazoa, Arthropoda, Branchiopoda, Diplostraca, Daphniidae. The record is from RefSeq and is a predicted model, not a curated record. Gene Ontology annotation, cellular component: small-subunit processome; nucleolus. The transcript is spliced from 6 exons. Gene Ontology annotation, biological process: maturation of SSU-rRNA from tricistronic rRNA transcript (SSU-rRNA, 5.8S rRNA, LSU-rRNA).